AGCUGGGCUGAGCGUAGAAGAAAGAACAGCCGGAACCACCAGAUGUCAAGUCUAAAAUUGAAGGCUUGACCACUGACAUUAGUUUAGUACUCGUUGAUCUCGUAUUCUCGAAAAUCCCUUACAAAGACAAUAACUUUGAAGAUUGAAGACCCAAACUCUCUCCUCUGUAAUCUGUUCCUCUGCUCGUCUGUGAUAUCUUUCGAGUAUUUCGCUUCUUCAAACUUUGUGAUGGCUUUGUUUUUGCGAAGAAUUCCUCGAGUCGCCGUUCCUCUAGGGUUUCGAAAUGCGUUCAAGGAGAUUCCUAACUCGUAUCGUGGCCGUACGAUUCCAUUGGGUGCAGCCGCUGCUGUAUCAGGCGCUGCUGCUUUUUGCUUCUUUUCUCCCAUGGUGGCGUACCUUGAUUCCCAAAAUAAAGAGGAUAGUGAGAAAGUUGCACUCAAUCCAGAAAAAUGGUUGGAAUUUAAGCUUCAAGAAACUGCCAGGGUCAGCCAUAACACCAAUUUAUACAGGUUCUCUUUUGAUCCAACAGCCAAAUUGGGCCUUGAUGUUGCUUCGUGUAUUAUCACAAGGGCUGCUAUUGGAGAGGAAUCAGAGGGAAGACAAAAAUAUGUAAUUCGACCGUAUACACCAAUAUCAGAUCCUGAGUCCAAAGGCUAUUUUGAUUUAUUAAUCAAGGUUUAUCCAGAAGGUAAAAUGAGUCAGCAUUUUGCGCAAUUGAAGCCAGGAGAUGUGUUGGAAGUGAAAGGACCUAUUGAAAAGCUCAGAUAUAGUCCAAAUAUGAAAAAGAAAUUGGGAAUGGUUGCAGGAGGCACUGGUAUCACCCCAAUGGUGCAGGUUAUCAAGGCUAUUCUUAAAAAUCCAGAUGACAAAACUCAGGUAUCAUUGAUUUAUGCAAAUGUGUCACCAGACGAUAUUUUGCUGAAGGCAGAGCUUGAUAGGUUGGCAGCUAGUUAUCCAAAUUUCAAGGUUUUUUAUACUGUUGAUAAACCAAGCAAGUCCUGGAGAGGUGGUGCGGGCUUUAUAUCAAGUGAUAUGAUUCUAAAGGGCUUGCCUGGCCCUUCUGAGGAUACACUCAUUUUGGUCUGUGGACCACCUGGUUUGAUGAACCACAUAUCAGGUGACAAGGCAAAAGAUAGAUCUCAAGGGGAACUCUCUGGAUUACUCAAGGAUCUAGGUUACACUGAAGAAAUGGUCUACAAGUUUUGAGUAGAUUGCUAACUACUUUGACAUGUAACUUUGGAUAUAGAGUAAUCAAUAAGCAAGCUAUUUAUCUGUGAUGAUAAAUGAAUUUUUGCUGUGGUAAACCUUGAGAUGCAGCUCAAUUGCAGAAGUCUUUGGUUUUUGAUUUAUCUUGGGAUGGCUAUAUUUGGUUGCAUGUAUUCAGGAUGCAUAUUCUGAGAAUAUAUAUUAAAACAAAACUAGGAUAUUCUGAUUUCUCAAAGCUAGCUAUUCAGUUGGCUGUAAAGUAAAUAAAGUGAAGCUAUUUUUCCUAUUCAAUUGAAAUUGUAAAGGCCAGAAUCUAGCACUCUAGUAAAAUGCAUUGAGAAUAAUACCUCUUUUGUUCUUUAGAUUUGGUGAUACUAAAUAUGCUGCAACAUUUUGUUUUCUGCA
Molecule: messenger RNA, 1611 nt
Organism: Dendrobium catenatum
Lineage: Eukaryota; Viridiplantae; Streptophyta; Magnoliopsida; Asparagales; Orchidaceae
Product: NADH-cytochrome b5 reductase-like protein
Exons: 13
Coding region: 229-1206 (325 amino acids)
Molecular function (GO): cytochrome-b5 reductase activity, acting on NAD(P)H
Source: RefSeq, a predicted model, not a curated record